Molecule: messenger RNA, 918 nt
Organism: Rotaria sp. Silwood2
Lineage: Eukaryota; Metazoa; Rotifera; Eurotatoria; Philodinida; Philodinidae
Source: the annotation of a GenBank genome assembly
AUGUGCGAUGAUGCUAUGAUUACUUCUCAAGGUAUUAUCGGCACGGGUACUGGCACGUUGAUGUGUUUUACAGGAGGCAACUGUGGUUCGUUUGCAUCUGUCUCCGCUGAUGUAUCAUGCACCGAUUACAGUGCGACAACUGACUAUUCAUUGGGUGAAAUAUUUGACACAUAUACAUUACCUCUUAACGCUUCAUUUAUUAACGCAUUUAAUAGUAGUGCCUGGCUUUCAUUGGCUAUAGGUGGCGGCAGUACUUGGCAAGUAACAAGUAAACUUGAUUUGACAGUUCGACCUGAUGGCCGUAUCAAUACUUCACCAGUGACUUCAACACUUCCCAUCAUCUACCGAGCGAUAAAUGUUCAGCAUGUACAUGUUGUGCAAAUGGCCGAUGCUGACAGCUCGGAUACACUUCGAUGUCGUUGGGCAACAAAUAAUGUACCGACUAACAGCAAUAACUGGGAUGAAUGCGGCUCUGUAUGCGAGCCAAGCUUGCCUUCAGGAUAUACUCUUUUUGGUGAUAAUUGUACUCUUGUUUUUACUCUAACUACUGCCGACUACUAUGCUGUUGCUUUGCAAAUCGAAGAUUACUACACCUCAACUUCACCGACUCCAAUGAGCUCAGUUCCGAUUCAAUUUUUAUUUUAUGGAGUUGUUGAUCCCGGUGGUUGUUCAACACCUCCUUCCAUCAUUGGUGUUCGACCUAAUUUAGCUUGCAUUGGAACACCAAUUGUCAUGAUUCAUAUUCAAUCAAUAUUUAAAACAAAACUAAUGAAAUCUGUUACGCUUUUAUCAGGUCUUCUUACCAAUGAAACGGUGAUAGCUCAAGUCGGUUGUCCAGGCAAGAGUAUUGUGGAGUUCACGACAAGUUCACCAAUUGGUCUUAUUAAAAGUGCUAUCAUCAAUCCAAGCACUGGUUGA